Thlaspi arvense is the source of this 746-nucleotide messenger RNA. NCBI's taxonomy places the organism in Eukaryota, Viridiplantae, Streptophyta, Magnoliopsida, Brassicales, Brassicaceae. The record is from the annotation of a GenBank genome assembly.
UCUCAAAGGUGAAGAUCCGUGAGCUUAAAGAUGACUACGCAAAGUUCGAGCUCCGCGAGACCGAUGUAUCCAUGGCCAAUGCUCUCCGUCGCGUUAUGAUCUCCGAGGUCCCCACCGUCGCAAUCGAUCUGGUCGAAAUCGAGACUAAUUCAUCUGUGCUCAACGACGAGUUCAUCGCUCAUCGAUUAGGUCUCAUCCCUCUCACUAGCGAGCGUGCUAUGAGCAUGCGCUUCUCUCGAGAUUGCGAUGCUUGCGAUGGAGAUGGACAGUGCGAGUUCUGCUCUGUUGAGUUUCGGCUUAACGCUAAAUGUGUCACUGACCAAACCCUAGAUGUUACUAGUAGGGAUCUGAUAAGUUUUGAUGCUACUGUUACUCCUGUCGAUUUCUCUCUCGAUUCCUUUGGAACUGACUCAAGCGAGCAAAGAGGAAUUAUCAUUGUGAAGCUGCGCCGUGGACAAGAACUGAGGCUUAGGGCGAUAGCUAGGAAAGGAAUCGGGAAAGAUCAUGCAAAAUGGUCUCCUGCAGCUACUGUGACGUUUAUGUAUGAGCCUGACAUAAUCAUUAAUGAAGAUAUGAUGGAUACUUUGACAGACGAGGAGAAAAUCGACUUGAUUGAUAGCAGCCCGACCAAAGUUUUUACGCUUGAUCCGGUCACCGGACAGGUUAGUUUAGACAUUGUGGAUGAAUGUCCUCUUAUCAAGUUAUUGGCUUUCCAUGCUUUGAAAUAUAUGAUAUUUGGUGUAUGA